CGAAGAGUGUUGCUUUGUUUUGUUUUGGUUAAUUGGGGGUGGGGGAGGGGACGGGGCGCGCGCGGAAGUUUUUCGUCGAGGCGCCGCCAUGAAGAAAUUCUUCCAGGAGAUUAAAGCCGAUUUGCAGUUCCGGGGGGCCGGCCCGGGCCAGAAGCUCACCGAGUCGCCUCGGGAAAGAGCCCCAAAAGAGAAAGCCAAAGCUGCAGACCCCCCUAAGUCUCGCCAGGGGCCCACAAAUGAAGCCCAGAUGGCAGCGGCCGCAGCCUUGGCCCGACUGGAGCAGAAGCCCAGGCCUCGGCCACCAUCAUCCCAAGAUGCAAUCAGAAAUCAGGUGAAAAAGGAACUAAUGAGUGAAGCCGCUGCGUGUGACAAGGAAGCAUCUUUGGAUCAAAAGAAUUCUUUGCCCGCUCUUAAGGAAGACUCAUCUACCUUCUCCGUCUCUGGAAUCUACUUCAUUUGUCCAUUAACAGGGGUGUCCGUCCGGAAAGACCAAAAGGAGGCCCACAUCCGCCAAGCCAUCCAACAGCAUGCUUCCCAAGACCCUGUGGCUGCUUCCAUCAUGGAGAUCCACACUUUGAACAGGGACCGGGAGAAGGUCAAGCUCGGGGUGGAGACCAUUGCCAAGUACCUUGAUAACAUCCACAUUUACCCUGAGGAAGAGAAGUAUCGGAAAAUCAAACUUCAGAACAAAGUGUUUCAGGAAAGAAUCCACUCUCUGGAAGGGACAGACAACUUUUUCCAGGCUGUUGGAUUUGAAAAGAAGACCUUGAACGUUCCUGGGCAAGAGGCUGCAGAGGACUUCUAUGUGCUGAAGGAAGAAGUCUUGGAGAAGCUUGAUGACCUCGAGGAGCAAAAGGAGAAGCUCCUGAGGGCUGAGCCAGUGCGGGCCCUGCUGGAUCGUCAGCUCCGUGUUUUCAAGCCAUCCCCUCUGGCCUCCCACUUUGAGCUGCCCAGCGACUUCUUCAACCUGACCACUGAGGAGCUGAUACGUGAAAGACGACUCCGGGCAGAAGCUGUUGAGAAGGCCUCCAUGCUGAGAACGAAGGCCAUGCGAGAGAAAGAAGAGCAGAGAGAGAUGAAGAAAUACAACUACACGCUGCUGCGUGUCCGUUUCCCAGAUGGCUACAUCCUGCAAGGGACAUUCUUUGCGCGGGAGCCUGUCGCAACCCUUUACCAGUUUGUGCGGGAGGCUCUGCAGAUUGACUGGCUGCCCUUUGAGUUGCUGGCCCCUGGGGCCCAAAAACUGACAGACGAGAACGUGGCUUUCAACGAGUGCGGGCUGGUGCCUUCUGCACUUCUGACAUUCGUGGGGGAUGAAGACAUCCUAGCAGACAUAAAAGAGCAGAUUGGCUGUCUGCUAAAACCGGACCUGCUCUCAGACGUACGGAUUCUGUCCUGAAAAUAAAACGGGCCCACUUCUGUUGUGUGUGUGGUUCCCUUCUCCCCAUGUCAAAUGAAAGCUGCUUCAGACACUUCUGUAUCUCUUGUCUCGUGAAACCUAGCGAGAAGGAAGACUGACCUAUUUAGAGCUUGUUGGUAGGAAGCUGGACUUGGAGAGGCCUUUGGGAGAAUGACAGGGCAUACUUCACCGUACGGAAACCAGUUGAGCUGAUUUGCACAUGUUUUUGAGGGGGCUUUUUUAAGUGCUGCUUCUCUCCCCCCUGCCUAUUUAUAAUAUUACCUGUAUGUGACAAAUGCCCUCUAAGAGGACUUCAGAUCCCAAAUAAAAGCAUCGCUGCACAAAAAGGUGAAA
Eublepharis macularius is the source of this 1753-nucleotide messenger RNA. RefSeq names its product UBX domain protein 6 (gene UBXN6). The record is from RefSeq and is a predicted model, not a curated record. Gene Ontology annotation, cellular component: cytoplasm. The transcript is spliced from 11 exons. Bases 89 to 1399 code for a protein of 436 amino acids. NCBI's taxonomy places the organism in Eukaryota, Metazoa, Chordata, Lepidosauria, Squamata, Eublepharidae. Gene Ontology annotation, molecular function: protein binding.